Molecule: messenger RNA, 1563 nt
Organism: Corylus avellana
Lineage: Eukaryota; Viridiplantae; Streptophyta; Magnoliopsida; Fagales; Betulaceae
Product: polyadenylate-binding protein-interacting protein 9
Molecular function (GO): RNA binding
Source: RefSeq, a predicted model, not a curated record
UCUCUUCCCAUUUUUGACGCCUUCUACUCUGCACUCACUUUAAUACUCUCUCUCUGAUUGGAAAAACAAAACGAAAAGUAGAGAGAGAAUCAGGCAAAACCCAAUUCCUCUUUUCUGUUGAUUGUUUCUCCAAAACCCUAUAUUUCUCUCUACAUUUCUUUCCUUUCCGAGUAUUUUUUUCCUUGUUUACUCUGCAUUUAUACUCCUCCAAUUCGUUUCUCGUUGACAAAAUCGAAAACCAACAAGAUUCUCGCACACCCAAAUCCUCAAUUUUUAAAGCCUCUCAAUUUCUCUCCAAAGCAAUUCAAGACACCAAAAAAAGGAACCAUUUUUUCUCUGAAAUUGUAAACUUCAUUGUGGGGAUUUUUAUUUUUAUUUUUUAUUUAUUUAUUUUUUCCAAAUUUUGGGGUGUGUGAUUCUAUGGCUGCGGUGGCUGAGGUGUCCGGUGAGGCAGCGGCUGCCAACAACAUGGAUUCGAGACCCAAAUCGGAAUCGGAGCUCAAUGUGCAGAAGCUUGUCGAUAUGUUCAAAAAGUUGAAUCCUUUGGCCAAGGAGUUCUUUCCCUCCUCUUACUCACAUCAUCAGAGCAAUAAUCACUAUCACAACAACGGUCAAUUGUCGCCCAACUUUUUUCCCACCGCCAAUAAGCCCUCCAGCAACGACAAUUUUUCGACCAAUCGGAGGAGAAGAAACAACUAUAACCAAGGGAGGAGAAGGUCAAAUGCGAGAGCUUUCAAAGCUCAGCGGGAGGAUAGUAUUAGACGAACAGUUUAUGUUUCUGAUAUCGACCAGCAUGUCACUGAAGAGCGGCUUGCUGCCUUAUUUAGUAGUUGUGGCCAAGUUAACGAUUGCCGAAUUUGUGGUGAUCCACACUCAGUUCUUCGUUUUGCAUUUGUGGAGUUUUCUGAUGAGCAUGGUGCAAGAGCAGCUCUAAAUCUUGGUGGGACAAUGCUUGGGUACUAUCCAGUUAGGGUCUUACCUUCAAAAACUGCUAUUCUUCCAGUGAAUCCUACAUUCCUUCCUAGGUCAGAGGAUGAACGGGAAAUGUGUGCCAGGACAGUCUAUUGUACAAAUAUUGAUAAGAAGGUUUCUCAAGCUGAAGUGAAGAACUUCUUUGAAUCAGCUUGUGGUGGUGAGGUUACUCGCUUGAGGCUUUUGGGUGAUCAUGUGCAUUCAACUCGCAUAGCUUUUGUUGAAUUUGCAAUUGCAGAAAGUGCCAUUGCCGCUUUGAGUUGCAGUGGGAUGGUCUUAGGAACACAACCCAUCAGGGUAAGUCCUUCGAAGACACCCGUGAGACCGCGAGUUAUUCGCCCGACAUUGCACUAACUAAUCUCAUAGUCCCUCCUAGACUCAUGGAUGGAAUUUGGUCAACUUUCCAGUUGAGAGAAACUUUAAUGUAUCGAAGGGGUGGUGAAACUUCAUUUUGAUUCAGUAUUUCCCUCCUUUUCGUUGCAAGAGUUAUAUUUUAUUUUUAUUUUUUUUUUUUUGUGACUGAGCAUAUCGUGACCUUGCUUCAAUUGAAGUUUUUACAAGACCAGGUCUCGAUCUUUGAGAAUUUCACCU